AUGGCUUCUCCCUGCCGCAGGUCCCUGAAUCCUAAGACUCUGACCCUCCUUCUGGUGGGUGUGAGUUUCUUGGCCCUGCACCUCUGGUUCCUCCAAGCCUCCAGGUCCCAGCGGAAGAAGAUGUGGGAUGGCUCUACGGAGGCUGCCCCUGCGGCCCCUGCGGCCGUGCAGCCGUCGGCGUUCAGUUCAGGGUCCCCGUGUGUGGCCAACGACUCGGUCAACGCCACGGUCGACUUCGAGCAGCUGCCCGCACGCAUCCAGGACUUCCUGCGGUACCGCCACUGUCGCCACUUUCCCCUGCUCUGGGACGCGCCAGCCAAGUGCGUGGGCCGCCGCGGGGUCUUCCUGCUGCUGGCGGUCAAGUCGUCGCCCGCCAACUACGACCGGCGCGAGCUCAUCCGCCGCACGUGGGGGCAGGAGCGCCGCUACCACGGGCGGCAGGUGCGCCGCCUCUUCCUGCUGGGCUCGCCCGCGCGCGAGGACGCCGAGAGCGCGGGCCGGCUGGCGGCGCUGGUGGAGCUGGAGGCGCGCGAGCACGGCGACAUGCUGCAGUGGGCCUUCACUGACACCUUCCUCAACCUCACGCUCAAGCACCUGCACCUGCUCGACUGGCUGGCCGGGCGCUGCCCGCACGCGCGCUUCCUGCUCAGCUGUGACGACGACGUCUUCGUGCACACCGCCAACGUGCUCCACUUCCUGGGCACGCAGCAGCCCGAGCGCCACCUCUUCGCCGGGCAGCUCAUGGACGGCUCGGUGCCCAUCCGCGACAGCGGGAGCAAGUACUUUGUGCCCCCGCAGCUCUUCCCCGGGGAGGCCUACCCGGUGUAUUGCAGCGGCGGCGGCUUCCUCCUGUCCCGCCACACCGCCGGCGCCCUGCGCGUGGCCGCCCGCCACACCCCGCUCUUCCCCAUCGAUGACGCCUACAUGGGCAUGUGUCUGAAGCGCGCCGGCCUGGCGCCCAGCAGCCACCAGGGCAUCCGGCCCUUCGGCCUGCAGCUGCCCGGCGCCGCCAAGUCCUCCUUCGACCCCUGCCUGUACCGCGAGCUGCUGGUCGUGCACGGCUUCGCGCCCUACGAGAUGUUGCUCAUGUGGAGGGCGCUGUACAACGCCGGGCUGAGCUGUGGCCGGGGCCCGAGGGUGUCCUGA
This is a messenger RNA of Neomonachus schauinslandi (Hawaiian monk seal), 1146 nucleotides long. RefSeq names its product UDP-GlcNAc:betaGal beta-1,3-N-acetylglucosaminyltransferase 6 (gene B3GNT6). Gene Ontology annotation, molecular function: hexosyltransferase activity. Bases 1 to 1146 code for a protein of 381 amino acids. Lineage: Eukaryota; Metazoa; Chordata; Mammalia; Carnivora; Phocidae. The record is from RefSeq and is a predicted model, not a curated record. The transcript has a single exon. Gene Ontology annotation, cellular component: membrane.